Messenger RNA from Cephus cinctus (wheat stem sawfly), 560 nucleotides. RefSeq lists its product as uncharacterized. The transcript has 2 exons. The coding region runs from base 28 to 420 and encodes 130 amino acids. NCBI's taxonomy places the organism in Eukaryota, Metazoa, Arthropoda, Insecta, Hymenoptera, Cephidae. The record is from RefSeq and is a predicted model, not a curated record.
UGGUUAAAUAUCAAUUGUGAUUGCUUUAUGGUAGUUGAAUUUAUAAAAAUUCAAUAUUACAGUUUCACAGAAUUCAGUUUAAAUUUGCGUCAAAUAUUAGCACUGGAAUUUGUUCCUGUUGGACAUGUCAUUGUUAAAUUUCAGGAAUUGAUGGAGUGCGUUCGAACAGACAUGGUCAGGAGAAGACUUCCAGUAAUCAAGCUUGAACACUGGAAUCAGUAUGAGGCAACGUUAAAUGAUCUUCCCAGGACGAAUAAUUCAGUUGAAGGCUGGCACAGGGCCUUUUCAUCUAUAAUUUCAGCGGUUCAUGCAAAUAUAUGGAAAUUCAUUGAUGCUUUUAAAAAGGAAGAAAAUCUUUCAUCAAUCAAAUUGAGCCAGUUAAUAGGGGGUCAGAAAACAGCUACGAAUAAAAAAACAUAAGAUGUUUGCGCGAAUAUUAAAAGAAUUGUGUCAGAGUAUUGUUCCUACACUUUAGAGGAUUACCUAAAAGGAAUUACUUUAAACCUGGAAAUGCAAGUGUGAUAUUAACAAAAAAAAGUUUAAGUUACUAUAAGCUAACA